Molecule: messenger RNA, 3546 nt
Organism: Monosiga brevicollis MX1
Lineage: Eukaryota; Choanoflagellata; Craspedida; Salpingoecidae
Exons: 6
Coding region: 1-3546 (1181 amino acids)
Source: RefSeq, a predicted model, not a curated record
AUGAGGGCUGGUCGGAUCGUGCGCGACUCACGCGAGCCCGACCUGCGCGGGCCGGUUCGGUCGAGCCCGAUCUUCACGGACCAAAUCCGAAGCCCCUCCUGUCGAUCGAUACGGGUCUGCUCGGACCUGAGCUCGGCUGGUCGGAUCGUGCGCGACUCAAGCGAGCCCGACCUGCGCGGGCCGGUUCGGUCGAGCCCGAUCUUCACGUACCAGAUCCGACGCGCCCUCCUGUCGAUCGAAACGGGUCUGCUCGGACCUGGGCUCGUCAGGGCUGGUCGGAUCGUGCGCGACUCAAGCGAGUCCGACCUGCGCGGGCCGGUUCGGUCGAGCCCGAUCUUCACGUACCAAAUCCGAAGCGCCCUCCUGUCGAUCGAAACGGGUCUGCUCGGACCUGGGCUCGUGAGGGCUGGUCGGAUCGUGCGCGACUCAAGCGAGCCCGACCUGCACGGGCCGGUUCGGUUGAGCCCGAUCUUCACGGACCAAAUCCGACGCGCCCUCCUGUCGAUCGAAACGGUGAGGGCUCGUCGGAUCGUGCGCGACUCAAGCGAGCCCGACCUGCGCGGGCCGGUUCGGUCGAGCCCGAUCUUCACGUACCAGAUCCGACGCGCCCUCCUGUCGAUCGAAACGGGUCUGCUCGGACCUGGGCUCGUGAGGCCUGGUCGGAUCGUGCGCGACUCAAGCGAGCCCGGCCUGCACGGGCCGGUUCGGUUGAGCCCGAUCUUCACGGACCAGAUCCGACGCGCCCUCCUGUCGAUCGAAACGGGUCUGCUCGGACCGGGGCUAGUGAGGGCUCGUCGGAUCGUGCGCGACUCAAGCGAGCCCGACCUGCGCGGGCCGGUUCGGUCGAGCCCGAUCUUCACGGACCAGAUCCGACGCGCCCUCCUGUCGAUCGAAACGGGUCUGCUCGGACCUGGGCUCGUCAGGGCUGGUCGGAUCGUGCGCGACUCAAGCGAGCCCGACCUGCGCGGGCCGGUUCGGUCGAGCCCGAUCUUCACGGACCAGAUCCGACGCGCCCUCCUGUCGAUCGAAACGGGUCUGCUCGGACCUGGGCUCGUCAGGGCUGGUCGGAUCGUGCGCGACUCAAGCGAGUCCGACCUGCGCGGGCCGGUUCGGUCGAGCCCGAUCUUCACGUACCAAAUCCGAAGCGCCCUCCUGUCGAUCGAAACGGGUCUGCUCGGACCUGGGCUCGUGAGGGCUGGUCGGAUCGUGCGCGACUCAAGCGAGUCCGACCUGCGCGGGCCGGUUCGGUCGAGCCCGAUCUUCACGUACCAAAUCCGAAGCGCCCUCCUGUCGAUCGAAACGGGUCUGCUCGGACCUGGGCUCGUCAGGGCUGGUCGGAUCGUGCGCGACUCAAGCGAGCCCGACCUGCGCGGGCCGGUUCGGUCGAGCCCGAUCUUCACGGACCAGAUCCGACGCGCCCUCCUGUCGAUCGAAACGGGUCUGCUCGGACCUGGGCUCGUCAGGGCUGGUCGGAUCGUGCGCGACUCAAGCGAGUCCGACCUGCGCGGGCCGGUUCGGUCGAGCCCGAUCUUCACGUACCAAAUCCGAAGCGCCCUCCUGUCGAUCGAAACGGGUCUGCUCGGACCUGGGCUCGUGAGGGCUGGUCGGAUCGUGCGCGACUCAAGCGAGCCCGACCUGCACGGGCCGGUUCGGUUGAGCCCGAUCUUCACGGACCAGAUCCGACGCGCCCUCCUGUCGAUCGAAACGGGUCUGCUCGGACCGGGGCUAGUGAGGGCUCGUCGAAUCGUGCGCGACUCAAGCGAGCCCGACCUGCGCGGGCCGGUUCGGUUGAGCCCGAUCUUCACGGACCAAAUCCGACGCGCCCUCCUGUCGAUCGAAACGGUGAGGGCUCGUCGGAUCGUGCGCGACUCAAGCGAGCCCGACCUGCGCGGGCCGGUUCGGUCGAGCCCGAUCUUCACGGACCAGAUCCGACGCGCCCUCCUGUCGAUCGAAACGGGUCUGCUCGGACCUGGGCUCGUCAGGGCUCGUCGGAUCGUGCGCGACUCAAGCGAGUCCGACCUGCGCGGGCCGGUUCGGUCGAGCCCGAUCUUCACGUACCAGAUCCGACGCGCCCUCCUGUCGAUCGAAACGGGUCUGCUCGGACCGGGGCUAGUGAGGGCUCGUCGGAUCGUGCGCGACUCAAGCGAGCCCGACCUGCGCGGGCCGGUUCGGUCGAGCCCGAUCUUCACGGACCAGAUCCGACGCGCCCUCCUGUCGAUCGAAACGGGUCUGCUCGGACCUGGGCUCGUCAGGGCUGGUCGGAUCAUCGUGCUCGAUUCAAGCGAGCCCGACCUGCGCGGGCCGGUUCGGUCGAGCCCGAUCUUCACGGACCAGAUCCGACGCGCCCUCCUGUCGAUCGAAACGGGUCUGCUCGGACCUGGGCUCGUCAGGGCUGGUCGGAUCGUGCGCGACUCAAGCGAGCCCGACCUGCGCGGGCCGGUUCGGUCGAGCCCGAUCUUCACGUACCAAAUCCGAAGCGCCCUCCUGUCGAUCGAAACGGGUCUGCUCGGACCUGGGCUCGUGAGGGCGCGUCGGAUCGUGCUCGAUUCAAGCGAGCCCGACCUGCGCGGGCCGGUUCGGUCAAGCCCGAUCUUCACGGACCAAAUCCGACGCGCCCUCCUGUCGAUCGAAACGGGUCUGCUCGGACCUGGGCUCGUGAGGCCUGGUCGGAUCGUGCGCGACUCAAGCGAGCCCGACCUGCGCGGGCCGGUUCGGUCGAGCCCGAUCUUCACGGACCAGAUCCGACGCGCCCUCCUGUCGAUCGAAACGGGUCUGCUCGGACCGGGGCUAAUCCGACGCGCCCUCCUGUCGAUCGAAACGGGUCUGCUCGGACCGGGGCUAGUGAGGGCUCGUCGGAUCGUGCGCGACUCAAGCGAGCCCGACCUGCGCGGGCCGGUUCGGUCGAGCCCGAUCUUCACGGACCAGAUCCGACGCGCCCUCCUGUCGAUCGAAACGGGUCUGCUCGGACCUGGGCUCGUCAGGGCUGGUCGGAUCGUGCGCGACUCAAGCGAGCCCGACCUGCGCGGGCCGGUUCGGUCGAGCCCGAUCUUCACGUACCAAAUCCGAAGCGCCCUCCUGUCGAUCGAAACGGGUCUGCUCGGACCUGGGCUCGUGAGGGCUGGUCGGAUCGUGCUCGAUUCAAGCGAGCCCGACCUGCGCGGGCCGGUUCGGUCGAGCCCGAUCUUCACGGACCAAAUCCGACGCGCCCUCCUGUCGAUCGAAACGGGUCUGCUCGGACCGGGGCUAGUGAGGGCUCGUCGGAUCGUGCGCGACUCAAGCGAGCCCGACCUGCGCGGGCCGGUUCGGUUGAGCCCGAUCUUCACGGACCAAAUCCGACGCGCCCUCCUGUCGAUCGAAACGGGUCUGCUCGGACCUGGGCUCGUGAGGGCGCGUCGGAUCGUGCGCGACUCAAGCGAGCCCGACCUGCGCGGGCCAGUUCGGCCAAGCACGAUCCUAAUUUAUUAUUAUUUAUUAUUACGAUCCUCACGGACCAAAUCCGACGCGCCCUCCUGUCGAUCGAUACGGGUCUGCUUGGACCUGGGCUAG